Molecule: messenger RNA, 2261 nt
Organism: Sesamum indicum (sesame)
Lineage: Eukaryota; Viridiplantae; Streptophyta; Magnoliopsida; Lamiales; Pedaliaceae
Product: glucomannan 4-beta-mannosyltransferase 2
Cellular component (GO): Golgi apparatus
Molecular function (GO): mannan synthase activity
Source: RefSeq, a predicted model, not a curated record
UUGGUUGAAAUUACCGAGUGAUUGGUUGAAAUUACCGAAUGGAAUUUGGACUAAAAUUUCCAUUCUCUGUUUCAUAACAAUCCCACCAAUAAUUCUCUCUCCUGCAUUAUAUCGCAAUGCAAAACAACAGAGAACAGAGUGCAGAAAAACUGAGAGGAUCUCCAACUUUCUGCGCAGCCCUCACUCCCUUCAGAAUUCCCACCCACAUUUCGUUGUUCUCUAGUUCAGUUUCUUCGCUUCUGAUCUACCCAGGGACAACAAGAAAACGAAGAUGCAACCGAUCAAUUCUGUCUUUAAGGAAGCAAUGGCCGGAAUUUCGAAGAAGGCUCUAGCAGCGGAGUGGCUGCUGGGAACGCCGUUCCAUUACUGAGGAUUUCUCUCUAUGUUUGCUUGGUCAUGUCGACCAUGUUGCUCAUCGAGUGGCUCUACAUUGGAGGAGUUGUUUUGUACGUGAAGAUAUUUGGUAGAAAGCCUGAGAGAAGGUACAAGUGGGAGGCGGUGGAGGAUGGUUCGGAGAUGGGUAGCGCGGCCUUUCCGAUGAUCCUUGUUCAAAUACCCUUGUGCAAUGAGAAGGAGGUUUACAAGCUUUCGAUUGGUGCGGCGUGUAGUCUCUCAUGGCCUGCCGAUAGGCUGCUAAUUCAAGUGGUGGAUGGUUCGACAGACAUUCUCAUCAAGGAUAUGGUUGAGAAAGAAUGCAUGAAGUGGGCGAACCAAGGCAUAAACAUCAUACACCAAAUUAGAGAGACAAGAGGAGGCUACAAAGCUGGAGCUCUUAAAGAAGGCUUGAAUUACAACUACGUUAAAGAAUGCGAGUAUGUCGCCAUCUUCGACGCCGAUUUCCAGCCGGAACCCGACUUUCUCCGCCGAGCACUCCCUUUUCUCAUUCACAACCAGGAUAUAGCUCUUGUGCAAGCUCGGUGGAGGUUUGUGAAUGCAGAUGAAUGCUUAUUGACAAGACUCGAAGAAAUGUCUCUGGAUUAUCAUUUCACUGCUGAGCAAGAAGUUGGAUCAACUGUUCAUGCCUUCUUCGGCUUCAAUGGAAGUGCUGGAAUAUGGAGAAUUGCUGCGAUAAAUGAGGCUGGAGGGUGGGAUGACAGAACCACAGCAGAAGACAUGGAUCUUGCAGUUCGCGCUGCGCUCAAGGGCUGGAAACUUGUUUACCUAGGAGACCUUGAAGUGAAAAGUGAACUUCCCAGUACUCUGAAAGCCUUCCGUUUGCAGCAGCACCGUUGGUCUUGUGGCCCAAACAAUUUAGUCGGCAAAAUCAUGAUGGAUGUUAUCAAGAGCAAGAAAGUCUCGCUUUGGAAGAAGGUUUACAUGAUCUACAAUUUCUUCUUUGUCCGGAAGAUCGUUGGCCAUACGUGUAUAUUCUUCUCUUACUGUUUGGUUCUACCAUUGACAAUUCUGAUACCUGAGGUCAAUGUUCCAAAAGGGGGAGCUGUUUUCAUCCCUUGCAUCAUUGCUGCCAUAAACUCGAUUUUGGCGACUCCAAGGUCCCUCCAUUUCGUUUUCUUUUGGAUCCUUUUUGAGAGUGUCAUGUCUUUGCACCUGACAAAAGCUAUAUUUACGGGUCUACUGGGGACAAAGAGUGCUAAUGAAUGGAUAGUCACUGAAAAACUCGGAGAUUCUACAAAGAACAAAACCAACAACGAACCGGUUGCACCAAAGGAACCAAGAUCUGGGGUUCUCAGAGACAGAAUACUACUACCGGAGCUGGGAUUUGCAAUGUUUCUUUUCUUCAGUGGAGGAUAUGGCUUCCUCUACAGAAAUGACUACUAUUUCGUGUACCUUUUCCUUCAAGGCAUCACCUUUACGAUUGUGGGAUUUGGCUUGAUCGGAAAAUAGUCCCAAGAGGUCAGCAGCAGCAGCAGCAGCAGCAGAAGAAGAAAAACUCCUCACAUAAAUUCUUUGCUUCCCCACAGAAAGGAUUGAAGCUAUAACACAAAUUGAUGCUCAAACUGCUAACAUAGUCCAGGUUUUCUUCAGUAACAGCAAUAUCCAGUUUACUAGAUUGUUCUGUAUUGAUUUGAAACCUUCUGGAGGGAUAACACAAGAAAAUAUGAUCAUUAGCACUUUCUAGAUCUUGUACAAUAAUUGUUUAGUUUUGUGACAUUACCGGUAAUUCAAUCAUUCAUUGUACAAGAACGAAAAUCAUCUUGUUAGAAACCAGAUUAUUGCAUUCUUUUGUAAAAUGGGGUUCUUGAUGAUUGAUGGUUGUUUUUGUUAAUGGGGUCGAGAGAGACGACAGUUUUUCCUAUUAU